Molecule: messenger RNA, 1695 nt
Organism: Cornus florida
Lineage: Eukaryota; Viridiplantae; Streptophyta; Magnoliopsida; Cornales; Cornaceae
Product: D-glycerate 3-kinase, chloroplastic
Exons: 12
Coding region: 70-1425 (451 amino acids)
Biological process (GO): photorespiration
Cellular component (GO): cytoplasm
Source: RefSeq, a predicted model, not a curated record
UAUCCUAAGCUGAAUUGCCCGCGUUUAGAGAGAGAAAGGGGAGAGUGAGAGAGAGUGGAAAGGAGAGAGAUGGCGGUUUCGAAUAUGUUAUCCAAGCCAGCGAAGCCAUUGCUGACGACGACCACUUCACUCUCUGUAUGUAAUUAUAUUAAUUAUAAUAAUAAUGAUAAUUAUUAUAUAUAUAACCAAUUGUCCGUCGUUUCGACUCUCUCUCGCUCUAAAUCAGAAGCAACAACCACCAAAUCGAAGCUCUCUUCCAUGCCUUCUCAAAUGUUAUCUCAAUUCUCCAAAUCAGAAAUUAUCAAUGCAGGCCCUGGAAGUUCAUGGAUGCAAAACAAUUCCAGAUGUCAUGAUACUGUUGCCAACAGGAGAAGGCAGGGUAUAUCACAUUCGGUGUUUCCCACAACACCUGCAGAAGUAUCGUCUGUGCAGGAUCUUUUUGAAUUUAUAUGCUCAGGUCCCCUUAUAAACAAAUUGGGUCUGACCUCAGAAAUGGUGGCUGAGUCCAUUGACAAGUGGUUAGAAUACGGGGUACACCUAUGUAGACUGUUUCAGUUCAAUGAACUUUACCUGACAAUACCUCAGAAAGCUAGGUUCUACCACUAUUACAUACCGGUCUUCUUGUGGUGUGAACAGCAAAUUUCUCAUCACAGUUCCAUGUUUAAAGAUGCUGAAGAUAUCCCUCCUUUAGUGAUUGGUUUUAGUGCACCGCAGGGUUGUGGAAAGACUACACUUGUCUUUGCACUCAAUUAUCUUUUCCGAGUCACUGGGAGGAAGUCUGCAACUAUCUCCAUAGAUGAUUUUUAUUUAACUGCAGAGAAUCAGGCCAAACUGAGAGAAAAUAAUCCAGGGAAUGCACUUUUAGAGCUACGGGGAAAUGCUGGAAGCCACGAUCUUUCAUUAUCCAUUGAAACACUGACAGCUCUAGGCAAAUUGACUAAAGAAGGGUUGAAGAUGAAGCUUCCUCGAUAUGAUAAAUCUGCAUAUAAAGGUAGGGGCGACAGAGCCGAUCCUUCAACAUGGCCAGAGGUUGAAGGGCCUCUAACGGCUAUUUUGUUUGAGGGUUGGAUGCUUGGUUUUAAACCCCUUCCCACUGAAGUCGUCAAAGCUGUUGACCCACAGCUGGAGGCAGUGAACAAAAAUUUGGAAGCUUGUUAUGAUGCAUGGGACAAGUUCAUAAAAGCGUGGAUAGUUAUUAAAAUUAAAGACCCGGAUUGUGUCUACCAGUGGCGAUUGCAGGCAGAGAUUGCUAUGAGGGCGGAUGGAAAACCCGGGAUGUCUGAUGAGGAGAUUAUGGAUUUUGUGUCACGAUACUUGCCAGCAUACAAGGCUUACCUCCCCACACUCUACUCAGAAGGACCAAAUGGUUCAGAUCCAGAGCAUCUCCUUCUCAUUGAAAUUGAUGAAGGAAGAAAUCCAUUCUGAUGGAAGGUUAGAAUAAGCAAAGCCCAUUUUUUGUUCUUGCUGAAAAUUCGUUGGCUUAGGCAAGCUUUAGUAAAGAGCAUCAUCAAUGAGAAAAGUAGUCCUAUAUAAGCUAUUUUCAGACUGGACUACAUAUGUAGAUGUGAGAUAUCUUGCUUCAAAACCCGCCUUUAUUUUGAAUGGGAAUUGAGUUGUAGGGGGAGGGUACCCCCAUUGUGUAGCCUCAUUUUAGAAAAAGAAAAGGGGAAAAAAAAAACUAUUUUUCAAUUACAA